Molecule: messenger RNA, 990 nt
Organism: Condylura cristata (star-nosed mole)
Lineage: Eukaryota; Metazoa; Chordata; Mammalia; Eulipotyphla; Talpidae
Gene: WBP2NL
Product: WBP2 N-terminal like
Exons: 8
Coding region: 1-990 (329 amino acids)
Biological process (GO): positive regulation of DNA-templated transcription
Cellular component (GO): nucleus
Molecular function (GO): transcription coactivator activity; chromatin DNA binding
Source: RefSeq, a predicted model, not a curated record
AUGGCGGUGAAUCAGAGCCACACAGAGAACCGCCGCGGGGUCGUCAUCCCUUACGGCGAGAGCGUCUUGAAGCACUGCGAGGACGUGGAGCUCUCCUUCCUGCAGCGGCCGGACGGAUCCCAGCUCUUUAAGGGUACAAAGAGGGGGAUGUUGUUUCUCACUUCAUACCGGGUGAUCUUCAUCAAUUCCCACGCAGCCAGCGACCCCAUGGUCUCUUUCAUGAUGCCGUUUGACCUGUUGAGUAACUGCUCCGUCGAACAGCCCGUCUUCUCCCCCAACUACAUUCAAGGAACCAUCCACGCAGCUCCGGAUGGUGGCUGGGAAGGACAGGCGACUUUCAAACUGUCCUUCAGAAAAGGAGGCGCCAUCGAGUUCAGCCAGUUGCUGAUGAAAGCUGCCUCUGCUGCUGCCCGCGGAGUCCCACUGAGAAGCCUCACGGUACUCGUUGCACCGGGGAGCAUGGUGUGCACCUCGCAGGCGCCUUGUGUAGCAUACCCAGUUUUUGUCUUCGGCGCCCCACCCGGAUAUGGACCGCCACAUCCGGGAUAUGGACCCCCACCACCAGGAUAUGGACCCCCACCACCAGAAUUUGUGCCCCCACCACCAGAUUUUGCUAUGGACCCGCCCCUGAAGGGAGUGAAGCCCCUGCGGGAUAUGAAGCCCUGCCUGCCGGAGACGAAGCCCCACCACUGGGAGAUGAGCCUGAACCUGCUGAAAGAAGAGCCAGAAAUAAAAAAUCUGUGGUCCCUGCGCGACGCCCCCAAGUGGGCGGUUCUUGCAGCACGGAAGGUGAAGCGCGUGCAGGGCAGCGCUGUGCCAGCGGCCGGCCCUGUGCUCAUCGUCCAGUACGCGCACAGCCCAGCAGGGCGGGCCCAGGGUCGGGGAGCGAGGCAGCGGGGUAGGUGCCAGGAGGCUGGAGGCGGCUUCCCUGGCGUCACGCGCUCAGUGAGCGUCUCGCCCGCCCCGUCUGUGCUCCUGGCGUAUCGGUGA